CGCUCCCUGUCGCCCCCUCGCUCCCAUUUAACCCACUGGGCCACUCCUCCCCUCCCUCCUCCUCCUCCUGCUGCCUUCCCCAGCUGACACACAGGCAGCACUGGCACAGACUGAGACAGAGAGAGGGCUUCCAUCCCAGGCUGAUCAGAGCUCCAGGAGCAAGCCUUCCUUCCUAUCAGACACAGACACAGAGAUACAGGCUGGCCAUGGAAAGGAUCCCCAGCGCCCAGCCUCCUCCUCCGCCUCCUUGCCUGGGCAAGCUGGAGGGCAACGAGAUGCCAGGGUUGGACUUCGCUCACGUGUAUCAAGUUUAUAAACCCAGAAGAGGGUUAAAAAGAGGUGAUGAUAGUAAGGAGACCUACAAGUUACCCCACAGACUGAUAGAAAAGAAAAGACGAGAUAGGAUUAAUGAAUGCAUUGCCCAGCUGAAAGAUCUUUUACCAGAACAUCUCAAACUUACAACAUUAGGACACUUGGAAAAAGCUGUUGUUCUUGAACUUACCUUGAAGCAUGUCAAAGCACUAACCAACCUCAUUGAACAGCAGCAGCAGCAGAUCAUUGCUCUUCAGAAAGGUUUACAUGCUGAUGAGCUGUCACCAAGGAACCUUGAUUCUAGCCAGGAGGUAUUUCGGUCUGGUUUCCAGAUGUGUGCCAAAGAAGUGCUGCAAUAUGUGGCCAAACAUGAGAAUGCCAAGGAACUAAAAUCUUCCCAGCUCAUCAGCCACCUACACAGAGUGGCCUCUGAGGUUCUGCAGGCUGGCAUCAGCAGAAAGCUAGCAGAUGCUGUGCCUAAGCUCACGGACCUGAAAGAAAAGACUUGUUCUCUGACCAAAGCUGCUGAGGUUCACGGGAAAAACUGUGUGCCUGUGAUUCAGAGGACUUUUGCCCACUCCAGUGGCGAGCAGAGUGGUAGUGACACAGACACAGACAGUGGAUAUGGAGGAGAACUGGAAAAAAAUGACUCCAAAUCUGAUGUGCAGUAUUUUAAAAAGGACACUGAACUCAAGUAUGCUGUCCAAGAGAGAAUCAGUUCUAUCAAGCAAGAGAGUGAGGACCCACCUGCCAAAAAGACCAGGAUGGAAAUGUCAGAGGAUGAAGACCACUUCAGCAGUGAUAUGCUUGGCCCUUCUUCCAGCAGUUUCUUGAGUCCUCAUCCCCACCAGCCACCUCUGUGCCUGCCUUUCUAUUUAAUUCCACCCUCAGCAACAGCCUACCUGCCUAUGCUAGAAAAGUGUUGGUACCCAGCUUCGGUACCGGUCUUGUAUCCCAGCCUCCCAGCUUCCACUGCAGCACUUUCAGGGUUAAUGAGCCCAGAGAAAAUGUCUUCUCCUUUAUUAAUGCCUCAGCAGCUCCCUUCUCCAGUACCAUCUCAUUCCCCCAUGGACUCUACUACUCUGCUUCAAGCUUUGAAGCAGAUGUCUCCUUUGAAUUUGGAAACCAAAGACUAAACAUGAAGUGACAUUCUCUUGAGAUGUUCUUUAUUUUUUCCUACUUGGUUGAGUGUGAGAUUAUUUCAGGGUCUUUCCCAACAUCCCCAAACUGGCUGAAGUGAGAAGUGGGGAGGAUUGUUGGUUAUUUAUGUCUUGGGAAUCCAAGUUCUUUUUUGCUUUGUGUUCCCAAGAAAUUUAGGAAAGGCCUCAAAAUUGCACCUAGCUUAAUGGAACUAAAGAGGAGUUUGGAUUUUUUUAAAAUUUAAUUUAAUUUGAAGUGCUUUGUACUUUUUGCCAUCUAUAGUAUGACAACUGACUCAGUUAGUUGGCUAGGAAUAUGUUUCAAAGCUGUGAAAGUAAACUAAAAAUGAGGCAGAUUUCAUGUCUAUGAAUAUGAAACAUGGUACUUCUGGUGACUUUUCAGAGUAAGGCCUAGAGAACCAAGAAUGUGAGUCAAACAUUGUAGCUUCCCCAUCUUGCUGCUACUGCCAGUAUUUGAGAUCUCGGACUGAAAAAUGCAUGUACAUACACACACAGCUAGUUAUUGAAGCACUGGUAAUUAAUUCUGCAGUCACAGGUUGGUAAAGCACUCUAAGUGAUUUGGGGAGAUUUUGAGCCUGGUUUCUAAUCACAUUUCUACUGAUUGCACAUAUAUUUUCUUUUAAAUGCUGCCUCGAAAUUUUGUGUAGCUUCAGCUGCUAGAUAGAGACUUGUGGGGAGGGCAUUUUUGGGUGUGGCCCAUUUAUCCCUGCCCCUCGCCCUGGGCAUUGUUUCUCAUAACGGCUAGAGAGGAACUUCUGAGGAAAGCCAAAUGUCUAAAGAGACAAGUCCAGGCAUGGUCAAGACAGCAGCUUUGACUAGCACAAAAUGGUUAUCAGAUGGGUAACUUGGGAAUAGCAUUUUUCCCCUGUUGUUAACCAUCUCUGAAGACAACCCAACCUGUUGUCUCCUACAUAAGAGUUUCCCACCAACAGCUCUCUGUACAACUUUCUUUUUCCAAAUACCUACAGAAACUGCUGUCUCAUCUAACAGCAGAAUACUUGUUACAAUUGCCACAGUGAAGACCAGCUCUCACAGAGCCAUUGGUGGCACAUAGCAAAACUAAGCAAGUGUCUGAGGCAAAUGAAUGUUAGGGAACCCAGGGUAACCCCUAAUUUACUCUUCUUUCUUUGAAGCUCAAGAUAUUUGAGUGUGGACCACAUAGCACUUCUGCACCACCAAAGCAGGUCAUAGCGAUCCUUACUCCGGCACAGGCUGUGUAUAGCGGGUGAGGGAGGGCAUCCAAAUAGUCAAAAACAACACUCCUGACUUCAAUAAACCUCAUUUCUGGUUUAAAAUCAAGCACUUUUCCCCUUAAAAGUUUGGAGUCGGAAAAAUUGAGAUUGGGGCUUGGAGCAAUUGCUUUUCAUUAUCUCCUGCUGAGGCUGGUCCUUAAAAAAUGAAUCGACAUGGCGAGAGUGUAAGCAGUGUUUUCUCAGUGAGGGGAAGAUGGGCCUCUUUGCCAGUUGGCAGAGCUGCCCUUAAUGGGCUUUCAUUAUGGAAGCUAGACCUCUGGUUUUGGGUCUUCAUAAAUAUGAUGCUAAAUAUUAAAAGCUCCUGCAGUCAGGUUGUCUAGCACAGUUGGCAGAACUUGCAUAAUUGAGUGCAAGAGUUUGGCAGGGGUAAGGUGCCCACCUUUCCCUGGGAUGGUUGAUGGUUAUACACCACAACACCAAGGAAUAUAAGCAGCUGUCAUCUAGAGGAAACCUCCAUAUCUACCUUAGACUGAACACAUUCUACACUGAUAAUUACUGCAUCUGAUUUUGGCUAUUUAAGAAUCCAUGUCAAAUGGUGGUGUCAUCUAGUAGUUUUGCGAAAUUCAUAAAGCAACUGUCCUAUGAUCAGUCAUUGCGUUAUUGCACCGAGUCCUAGAAUGCACUAUGCUCAAUCUCAGAUUGUGUUUGACCAUUUAUUUUAUUGCUGGUUUAAAAAAAAUAUUUUUUUGUACACAGUUGUUGCCUUUAUUUGUAAAAUCUGUUUUAAAUAUAAAUGUGUACAUAUAAAUAUAUGGAUAUGUAAAAUAAAAUGUUUCAGAAGUCUAUUAUUUGUAAAACUACUUGAGUAUAAAGAAAGUGGGAAAUAUGAAUGUAUUCCUGUUUCUUUUUAAUGAGGAGAAUAUUUUUGUUCUUCCUCUAGGGAGAAGUAGAGUGUUUAUAUUUUUGGAACCUUCUUGAAGGUGGGAAUAUUGUAAAUAUUUUUAUCAGAGUAAAUGUUAAGUUAGUUGUUUUAAAAAAAUAAUAAAAUUAUUUUCCUGUGGAA
Messenger RNA from Sceloporus undulatus (fence lizard), 3728 nucleotides. It is a transcript of the gene BHLHE40, whose product is annotated as basic helix-loop-helix family member e40. The coding region runs from base 207 to 1448 and encodes 413 amino acids. The record is from RefSeq and is a predicted model, not a curated record. Lineage: Eukaryota; Metazoa; Chordata; Lepidosauria; Squamata; Phrynosomatidae. The transcript has 5 exons. Gene Ontology annotation, molecular function: RNA polymerase II cis-regulatory region sequence-specific DNA binding; DNA-binding transcription factor activity, RNA polymerase II-specific; protein dimerization activity. Gene Ontology annotation, cellular component: nucleus. Gene Ontology annotation, biological process: regulation of neurogenesis; regulation of transcription by RNA polymerase II; circadian regulation of gene expression.